Molecule: messenger RNA, 1233 nt
Organism: Exophiala bonariae
Lineage: Eukaryota; Fungi; Ascomycota; Eurotiomycetes; Chaetothyriales; Herpotrichiellaceae
Exons: 1
Coding region: 1-1233 (410 amino acids)
Source: RefSeq, a predicted model, not a curated record
AUGGCAAUCCCCAUUACAUGUUGCGCUGGACUUGAUCCAGCAGCAGAAUACUUUUCUCGAUUUCUGACGGUCGAUGAUACUCCCUCACGAGCGGAGCGAAAGUGCAAUCAUUGCAAGUUGGAUCUGUCACCCAAGAUGUGGCAAUCAAUGCGGCGGGAACGCCAUCCCUAUGUGUUUGAAUGUGAGGCGUGCUGGAUCCCAAUUUUGAGUUCUGGCACAUGUUCUGACGAUUACAGUAAGACAAUAGCGACCGAGGGAUCGGAGAAAAGAUACUGCACUUGUCACUGUACAUGCGAAGAUCUCGAUCUGCUACCACCCAGGACUUGGUAUAAAGCGGAGCCGGCCUUGCAGACGGUCAUUUACAAGAAGUUCGAACCGAGAUGCAAAGCAUGCAUUUUGAAGCCAUGGGUUGAGGAAUAUGUUCAAAACGAAGGCUAUUGUCAACGCGAUCUUUACCAUGAGUAUCUCAUGCUAGAGCGAGCACGAUUAGGUAAAUUGGUCAUGCCACCCACUCGAAAUGAAGUGGAAGCAGACAAGCCCCAAUCCUCCUUGCAACCUGUGAACCGGUAUAGCCCUGCCAACGAAAUUAUCAAAGAGGGCCAUUAUCCAAAGAGGUGCAAAAGCUCGACCGAAACAAUCUCCGGGCUACCAGCUGAUUUCCAGAGCAUGCUUCUAAAGCGUGAUCCCGACGCAUUCGGGAUGGCUGUCCCAAUUAGCCCAAGUUUGAUGUAUGAGAACGGUCAAUACCACACCAAAGACUUCCAUGCCUGGGUCCGGCUCGCGGCCUCGCACGAAUUAGCACGUACCGCAGCGUGUGACUCUCUCAAUAAGAGCAGAUCGGAGUCCAACGUCGACGACAGCAUUGCAGAGCCGGGACCAAGCCCGUGUCCGUACACGAACGCAAUAACCCAAAUACCCGAGAUCAAGGCCAUGAUCGACGCCGAGCGAGCUGCAUUACUGGAAUACUUCAGUCAGCCCGAGAGCUGCAAAGGCGUACAUCGCCGUGCUAGUCUCUGCAGCAUCGACGGCAACCUGGAGGAGUGCUUAGCACGCAUUGAAACCUCAACGCUGCCCAACAGUUUCGAGCCUGCUAUCCACGAGCACUUCGAUCGGCAUAUGCACCGCCUUAUUUUGCGACGAUUGAAGGAGUGGGGUAUGAAGCUCGUCUCUCCUGCAAAUGUCUGGUCGACAGUCGCGGCAUUGAAGGACCAUCCCUUGAGGAUUCAGGUUUGA